GGCCGGGGCGGGGGGCGCGCCGCUGCGGCACUACCGGUGUCCGCGGCGGCUGGUGGUGGCGCGGCCUGCGCGCGCCUCCCGAGCGGAUUCCGGUCCCGAGGGCGGGAGCGCGACGAGGGGCGACAAGAUUCCUCUGCUCCGGAUUCAGGGCCUGAGGAUGAAUGGUCACCGGGGCAGUGACGGCGACAGGUUGCUGCGGCCGGAGGCCAACCGUCUGGUGGACGAUAGCUUAGCUGCAGCACCAGAGAAAGAGACAAGGGGCCUGGCCGUGCCCGGGCUUCACCCUCUCCCUUACCCGCUGGUGCCCAGGAGCGAAGACGCUGCCCUUGACUUUGCCUCUCAGCCAGCAAGUCUUCAGUUUCCUCACGCAAUGCAGCUUUCCGAGGACAUCAAAGGCUCUUGUUUCCCAGGCGGGAGUAAACGCAGCCACGAGCCCUUUAUUGCUCCAGAAAGAUUUGGAAACAGCAGCGUGGGCUUCAGCAGUAACUCUCACUCCCCAGCCCCGGAGAAAGUGACGCUUCUCGUAGAUGGCACACGGUUCGUUGUGAAUCCACAGAUUUUCACUGCUCACCCGGACACCAUGCUGGGAAGGAUGUUCGGACCGGGAAGAGAGUACAACUUCACGCGGCCCAACGAGAAGGGGGAGUACGAGAUUGCCGAGGGCAUCAGUGCGACUGUAUUUCGCACAGUGCUGGAUUACUACAAAACUGGCAUCAUCAAUUGUCCAGAUGGCAUCUCUAUCCCUGACCUCAGAGACACGUGUGAUUACCUCUGCAUUAACUUUGACUUCAACACUGUCCGCUGUCAGGAUCUGAGUGCUUUGCUGCACGAACUGUCUAACGACGGCGCUCACAAGCGGUUCGAUCACUACCUCGAAGAACUCAUUCUGCCCAUCAUGGUCGGCUGCGCCAAGAAAGGGGAGCGGGAAUGCCACAUAGUUGUGCUGACCGAUGAGGAUUCGGUGGACUGGGAUGAAGACCACCCCCCACCCAUGGGGGAGGAAUAUUCUCAAAUUCUUUACAGCUCCAAGCUGUACAGAUUCUUCAAGUAUAUUGAGAAUCGAGAUGUUGCUAAAACAGUGUUAAAGGAACGAGGCCUGAAAAACAUUCGCAUCGGAAUUGAAGGUUACCCUACCUGUAAAGAAAAAAUUAAGAGAAGACCUGGUGGCCGGUCUGAAGUUAUCUAUAAUUAUGUGCAACGGCCCUUUAUCCAGAUGUCAUGGGAAAAGGAGGAAGGAAAGAGUCGCCAUGUGGAUUUCCAGUGUGUCCGGAGCAAAUCGCUCACUAACCUGGUAGCUGCUGGGGAGGACAUUUGGGAGGACCAGGAGGCACUCAUGCACCACCCGCCCCAGGUGGACGAACUUGACCGGCUAAACGCUCCCCUUUCUCAGAUGGCUUCCAGUGACGCUCAGGAUUAGGGCCAGUUGUGGGUCCGCCCUCAUGUAGCUCUGUGUGGGGCUCUCCCGCCAGGCCGCCCCAUAUUCCCUGUGCUUUGUCCUCCCCAUAAUUAACACGUCCUUUUCAGGAAGUCUGUGCC
Molecule: messenger RNA, 1536 nt
Organism: Castor canadensis (American beaver)
Lineage: Eukaryota; Metazoa; Chordata; Mammalia; Rodentia; Castoridae
Gene: Kctd20
Product: potassium channel tetramerization domain containing 20
Biological process (GO): positive regulation of phosphorylation
Cellular component (GO): cytoplasm
Molecular function (GO): protein binding
Source: RefSeq, a predicted model, not a curated record